Molecule: messenger RNA, 519 nt
Organism: Geodia barretti
Lineage: Eukaryota; Metazoa; Porifera; Demospongiae; Tetractinellida; Geodiidae
Source: the annotation of a GenBank genome assembly
CAGGACAGCAAUACAAAGGUGGGCGACAAGGAGGAGGAAUGGAAAGAGAAAUUUCUCACAAAGAUGAAGGGAAUGGAAGAUGAGGUUUCUAGGCUCACUUCUCAAAUCUCUUGUCUUCAGGCCAAGGCCCAGCAGCAGCAGAGGCAGCCUGGUCCUGUUGAACUUGCUGAAACUGCUGCUAAGGAGGAGAUAGAGAGGUACAGAGCUGAAAGGAACAUGUUCAGAGCCAAGUACACUGACUUGAAGCAGAAAUGUGCCAAGAUCCCCCCAUGUCCGCCAGAGACUGCUGAGCCCACUCCCAUCUCCUCCCUACCUCUUCAUCAACAUGUCCCCCCGCCCUCUCUCCCUGAACCUGCUCCAACACAACCUCCAUCCUCCUAUCCCCUCCCCUCUUCAUCUCAACCAUAUGGAUCGUCCAAUGACCUAUGCCAUCAGCAGUAAUACAUACGUGUGGUUCUCCGUAUACAGACAUGCUGGACAUUACUGUAAACUGUCUUAUUGGUGUGUGAUAUGACAUUG